GAAAAAAAGACUGGCCUCAUCUGCACCACCAUACUCCUGUAAAAAAAAAAAAAGAUACCACACAGAUAUGACAUUUUAUAUGAUGAAAUAUAUGAUUUAACCAUUAUUAUACAGGACAAUAGUGGAUGACACAAUGCAUGUUCAGUACAGACAUAAUUUUUUGAAUUUAAUAAUAGUCCAUCCUUUCUAUUUCAGAUCAGCUUAUCCACUGGGACUGCCAGAGGAGUUUGUAUUUGUGGCCGUGCUGCGCAUGAGUGGCAGUGCCAUCACUACAAAGUGGAACAUCUGGCAGAUGCAGGGUGUGAAUGGCAACGAGCUGCUGGCUGUCAGACUCAAUGGAGAGUCUCAGUCUGUGGAGUUUACCUUCACAGCAGCUCUGGACGCAGGCAGGCACACUGUUGUUGCUUUCAGCCCGCUGGCUUCUCUCUUCAACGAUCAGUGGCACAAAGUGGAGCUGCACGUCAGCAGGCGCUCUGUUGUCCUAUUGGUGGACUGCGUCAUGGUCGGGUCCCAGAAUAUACCUCUCAGACAAACAGUCAGUCUGGACGGAUUCACGUUGAUAGGAAAGCUCCAGGACAACCCAGCGGUGGCAAUACCGUUUGAACUCCAGUCAAUGCUGAUUCACUGCGACGUGACGAGAGCCCGGACAGAGGCUUGUUAUGAACUCCCAGCCAGCACAUUGACUGAUGUGACAGAAGUGCAGAGGACCCAAGGACCUUCUGGCCCUCCUGGACCUGGAGGUGUCCCAGGAAUUGAUGGCAUUGCUGGGGAAAGGGGAGCAGAUGGCGAGGAGGGACUUCCUGGACCUGAUGGAGAUGCAGGUAAACCCGGCUCUUCAGGAUUACCUGGAAUUCCUGGAAAUGAUGGUUUGACGGGUCCUGUCGGAGAUCCUGGGCCCGACGGUCCCUUUGGACAGAAAGGUGAACCUGGACAAUCUGGACCUCGUGGAGCAGAUGGUGUUGGGCCAGAUGGACCCCCUGGACCACCCGGGCCUGGAGGACUUGCAGGUGAAGUGGGAAAAGUUGGACCAAUUGGGUCCAUCGGUGUGAGAGGGCCACGGGGACCUGGUGGACCAACAGGGCCCAGAGGUGCAGCUGGAAUGCAAGGCAGUGCCGACCUGUGUCCAAACUCUUGUCCACCUGGGAUGUCUGGACAUCCUGGCCUUCCUGGCAUGAAGGGCCACAAAGGUGGAAAAGGUGAAUCAGGAGAACCUGGGAAACAAGGGCACAAGGGUGAGGAGGGAGACCAGGGAGGUUCAGGGGAGGUCGGAUCCCAAGGACCAACGGGUCCUCAGGGGAUUCGUGGAGCCAUGGGAAUGAUUGGCCCCAAGGGAGAGAUGGGUUUUCGAGGUCUUGAUGGAGAUCCAGGUCCCCAGGGGGUUGCAGGAGCAACUGGGGAUCGAGGCCAGAGAGGCCCGAUGGGCGAGCUUGGGCCUGGAGGUGAAACGGGUAUUCAAGGGCGGAGAGGAAUCACAGGUCUUCCAGGUCCCAAGGGAGACGCUGGCUUGCCAGGUGUGGACGGUCGCGAGGGUAUUCCUGGGAUGCCCGGAGCAAAGGGAGGCACUGGGACGUCAGGCGUUCCUGGAGAGGUCGGACUUCAGGGGCUUCCUGGUUUGCCUGGUGCACCCGGACCAAAAGGCUUGAGUGGAAUUAAGGGUGACGGCGGUCAAGGAGGCCUCCCCGGAACAAUGGGACCUGCUGGUAAAGCAGGUGAGCGUGGAGACCAGGGAGAGCUGGGACCUGUUGGACCGAUUGGUGAACCGGGAGCUAUAGGAGUGUAUGGCCCUGUAGGUUCAGCUGGCAAGCCAGGUGCCAGGGGACCCAAAGGUAACCUGGGCCUUUCUGGUCUCCCUGGUCCUCCUGGCCUGCCUGGGGUGAAGGGUGAGAGGGCAGAACGUGGAGAACCAGGACCCAAAGGAGAGCAGGGAGUACAAGGUGACGAGGGAACCCCGGGAGACAAAGGGGAUCUUGGUGAGGCAGGAGAAGCUGGAUCUAAAGGAGAGGUGGGUAACCCCGGCGACGCUGGCAAAAGAGGACCCGAGGGGAGUCGAGGCCAGCCCGGAAUCGAGGGGCCGCCUGGAACACCUGGACCGCGGGGCAUGCAGGGGAACAGGGGUCCACCUGGAGUCAGAGGGUCCCAGGGGCCUGCGGGUAAAGAGCCGAGCGAUCAGCACAUCAGACAAGUUUGCAUGCGAGUCAUGCAAGAACAGUUGGCCCAGUUAGCUGCUAGUUUAAGGAGGCCAGAGUCUGGCGCAGCUGGUUUACCUGGAAAACCUGGACCUCCAGGGCAACCUGGGUCUCCAGGAGACAACGGCUUCCCAGGGCAGGGUGGAACAAGAGGCCUUCCAGGACUCAAAGGGCCAGCGGGACCUAUUGGAGUGAAAGGACCCAAAGGUGAAAUGGGAGACAGAGGCUCCAGAGGGCCCACUGCAAGAGGACCUAAAGGUCAGCCAGGAGCUCCUGGACUUCCUGGUGAGCCAGGCAAACCUGGCUACGGUCAGGACGGUCGGGACGGGCAGAGAGGAACUCCUGGCGUUCCUGGACAGCACGGUGUACCCGGGCCUCCCGGUUCAGCUGGUCCCAACGGUUACUGCGACCCGUCAGCCUGCAACCUCCAGCCCGGGGCCGCCCACCAGUCUCUGGAUGUGAAGGGACCUGCAGGGAACUAAGAGCCACUCUGGCAGAGACAGAAAGACUGUUGGAUUAGCUCCUCUGAGCACACCACAUUUUUCACACGUUCUUCCCAGGGCCUGCGGUUGGUGUGCGGCCUUCCAUCCAUUAACCUCUAGUCUUGUGAGCAUGUUUUGUGCCAGCCACAUCUCCACCAGAAGGAGCCAGCCUCUUUAUACAAAAA
Messenger RNA from Sebastes umbrosus (honeycomb rockfish), 2853 nucleotides. RefSeq names its product collagen, type IX, alpha 1b (gene col9a1b). The transcript is spliced from 34 exons. The record is from RefSeq and is a predicted model, not a curated record. The coding region runs from base 134 to 2668 and encodes 844 amino acids. NCBI's taxonomy places the organism in Eukaryota, Metazoa, Chordata, Actinopteri, Perciformes, Sebastidae.